Messenger RNA from Monodelphis domestica (gray short-tailed opossum), 1307 nucleotides. RefSeq names its product vesicle-associated membrane protein 7-like. Lineage: Eukaryota; Metazoa; Chordata; Mammalia; Didelphimorphia; Didelphidae. Gene Ontology annotation, biological process: exocytosis; vesicle fusion. The record is from RefSeq and is a predicted model, not a curated record. Gene Ontology annotation, molecular function: SNARE binding; SNAP receptor activity. Gene Ontology annotation, cellular component: SNARE complex; membrane.
CUGCCCACAUAGUGGCAUCCCGCCCUCUUUGCUUAGCCACGUCCCUCUCGAUGCUCCUUAGCCCACUCUCUUCCAAGUUUUACUGGCCCCACUAGGUGGGCUACCCAUGGCUCCAUCUCGGCAGCAUUGCGCCUGCGCCAGAGACCCGUCUCGGCGGUUGCUGACAGUUGACUAGGGUUUGGGUAUCUGGUGCCACCGCUGCUGGAGGGCUCGGAACCACCAUGACCAUCACGUACAGCUGCAUUGCUAAUGGCCGGGUGAUCCUGGCCGAGCUGGCCCUGACCGGAGGCUCCUAUCAGGAGGCAGCAUCAUCAGUGCUAAAACUAGUUCUUCUAAAAGCUGAGAAAAAAACCACAGCACGUAUUGGAAGCUAUGUCUACCAUACUCUCUUAAUUGAUGGAAUCACUUACUUGUGUGCCACAGACAAUCCCCUGGAUAACACUUUACCAUCUGCAUUUCUUGAAGAGGUGAGCAAAACUUAUUCUGAAAAUCCCUUGCUGUUCCAAGAACCUUUCCCUCUCUCAAAUGCAGUCAUUGCAGAUUUUCAACACGUGCUGGGAAAUUGCAUGAGGAAAAGAAAAGGAGGGGAAAGGAACAAAUUAUGCCAGAUGAAGUACAAUCAAUAUCAAAGUGAAUUUAAGAUUUCUGCUCUGAAAAGUCAGGUGUCUGAUGUCAAAAAUUCCAUGACACAGAAUAUUGACAAGAUGUUGAGAAAAGAAGAAAAACUCAAUGUACUCAUUGACAAAACGGACAAUCUUCAGAUAGCUACUAAAUCAUUUCAAAAAACAACAACAAAGAUGUCUAAGAAGAUGUGGUGGAGAAACUACAAAAUCAUCAUAAUUAUAUUUUCCAUUUUAAUCAUCAUCAUCAUAAUUCUUUUAAGUACAAAUGUUAUUCCAGUUUGAACCUUAAAAAAAAACUCAAAAGUAACACUCCAAAAUAAAUUACUAAAAUAUGAUUGGAGAGUUCUGAAGCCCAGUGAUUAGAGUAUUCUUUUCCACUGAUGCUAUUUUAACAUAACAUGUUAUAGGGUCUUCAAGAAGGACGAGAGCUUUAAUUGUGUUCUGUAACCACCCUGCCUCCUCUAAUAUCCUUGAAUACAUCUUUGCACCUCCUUCAUUUCUCUACUACCAUCUCUAAUCUCCCAUGCUAUUCAAAGUAUCCCUUCACAUUUCUUCUUUGAUUCUUAGAACUGAGAACAACAUGCCUAUUACCUACUUGUUUCCAUAUUGUUCAUUUUUGUAAAUGAGUAAUCUUAUAAAACCAAAACCUCAAAACAUAAACCCAAAUAAACAAUUGAAAAAUCA